AAUUCUGUCCAACCGGAUGUGAAGACAUUUAAUCCUAAACCAAUUAAGAAUGCUAAUCCACAUGAUGCCAGAUACAAACUGCCCCCCUAAUCUGGGGAGAACAGCCUGAGUGGCCUAAGAGGGCCUAAGGAGAAAACACCUUCACAGGGUUUUCUGCAUUCAGCACAUCCUGGAGAUCACUUUAUUUCUCCCUUCUGCCUUUUACCGGGUGAUCAACCCCCAGCACAGUGGCGGUCCAAUGGGCUGAGGGCAAAAGCUACUGCUUUCUCAUCUACCUUCCUUCUGAUGGAUACAGGCCUAAUCUCUGGGACAAAGAUGGUGGGUGCUAAAGCCAUUGACACAGGCUCCAGCACCGCUCUGGCCCUGGCACAGCAGCACAGCAGCAUCGGCAGUGUAGUAGUGAAAACGCCUUUCUUCUAUCAGGUGUCCUUCUGUGGACCUACUAUUCCUUACACCAGCUGCUGCCACUUUAGAUGGCCCUCUCUCACAGAGUCUACUUGCAGUCGCCUGUUCUACAUCCUCCUCCACGUGGGGACCUCAACAGUCUGCUGCCUCCUGUUAUCUAGGACUGUUGUGGAAAGAGUCUGGGGCAAGGCACAUGGGAUCCAGAUGCCCUCGGGGUUGUGUGCACACCUGUUUGGCCACUCUGACUGUCCAGUGCUCAGUGGCUCUGGGGCUGUGUACCGAGUAUGUGCAGGAACUGCCACCUUCCAUCUGCUGCAGGCUGUGCUGCUGGUCCACCUCCAGUCCCCCACCAGCCCACGGGCACAGCUGCAUAACAGUUUUUGGCUCCUCAAGCUGCUGUUCCUGUUAGGUCUCUGUGCUGUUGCCUUAUGCAUCCCUGAUGAGCAUGUCUUCCCAGCCUGGCAUUACAUUGGGAUCUGUGGAGGUUUCACAUUCAUCCUACUGCAGCUGGUGCUUAUCACAGCCUUUGCCCAUUCCUGGAACAAGAACUGGCAGACAGGUGCAGCCCAAGACUGUAGCUGGUUCCUAGCUGUGCUGCUGGCCACCAUAGGAUUCUACAGCAUAGCAGGCGUGGGAGCCGUGCUCCUGUUUCGCCACUACACGCACCCAGCUGGCUGCCUGCUCAACAAGAUGCUGCUCAUUCUACACCUAUGCUUCUGCGGCCUCCUCUCCUUCCUCUCCAUCGCUCCUUGCAUCCGCCUCACAAUGAAGCCUCCUACCUGGCUGAGGUAUUUGGGCCCUGGUGGAUCAUCAAGGUUUACAGCUAUGAAUUCCAGAAGCCCUCACUCUGUUUCUGCUGCCCUGAAACUGUGGAGCCAGAGGAAGGGGCUGCCAGGUCAACUGACCAAGAAACCACUCCAGUACAAGCCCAGCAUCUUUCCUACAGCUAUUCUGCCUUCCACUUUGUCUUCUUCCUUGCAUCACUCUACGUUAUGGUUACCCUGACCAACUGGUUCAGCUACGAGGGAGCAGAACUGGAAAAGACUUUCACGAAUGGUAGCUGGUCUACCUUCUGGGUCAAGGUUGCCUCAUGCUGGGCUUGUGUACUCCUCUAUCUGGGGCUGCUACUGGCACCACUGUUGGUCUCCAACCCAGCAACCCCAGCCCUCUCUCAUCUUCAGGAGACAAUGCCAUCGAAUCAGUGUCACCAGAUAACAAACAGCCCAGGGUCCCCCUAACAUUUUAAAACACUGAAAAGUCCUUUGAGGUUAUAUCCCUCGUCUUGGCUCAGGGAAGCUAUCCAGCUCAGCUGAAUACCUCAAGGACAUAACGGGAGUUACUUCCCUUUAGGCUGAAGUCUAUAGCAGUCUAAAAUGGAAGAAGUGGUUGCAUACACCCUAAUGCCCCAGGCAGAGUUUCUGAAUCACUGGAGCUACUGUUUUGUCUUCAUCCCAGCUCAAGAGCCUAACUCCCAAAUCUGCAGCUCAGGAACCACUGCUGAUCCCAGCAGACAGUGUGGCACCAGCUCUCUCUUGGCACUUGAGCUGGAUGUGGGAGCAGGGAAAGACCAACAGAGACUGAAGACAUGGCUCUAUCCUUGGAGAUAAAAAGGAAAAUAAGCAGUUCAGUGCUGGGCACAGGGGGAUAAAAGAAGCCCAGAACUACAGAACAAACCAGGGAAUAGGAAGAAAGGAGCACAAAGGCUAGCCCUGGUUUUAAUCCUGACCUUGAGGUGAAGGGAAGUGGGAAGACAAAACCACCCUCAUUCCAUGAGAAUGACAGAAGAGAAUGUGAACACUUGAGAGCAACUGGCCACGGGAAGUCGGUUAGCAGCAGGAUUUUUUGGCCAACUUUUAAGCAGAUGAACAAACUGAGGAAGAACGAGGAAGAGAAGCAUAAACUUAAGUCUUGGAGCCUUCCCUCAGGCCCUCAACUCCAUCCUUGGGAUGAUGUUUUAAGGUGUGGGUAGGGGACAAAAGUCACAGAAAAGUUUCUAAGGUUCUUAGAGGAUUUCCUUUACUAUGUACCUGGAGUACUUGUCUGCUUGUCAUAGUAUAAUAAAGGCUUUUUCUGUGAUGUUUCACUUAUUAACUCUACAUAUCCACCACCUCUUAGAAGUCUAAAGAGCUCUCCCUUUU
Messenger RNA from Tupaia belangeri chinensis (Chinese tree shrew), 2543 nucleotides. RefSeq names its product serine incorporator 4 (gene SERINC4). The record is from RefSeq and is a predicted model, not a curated record. NCBI's taxonomy places the organism in Eukaryota, Metazoa, Chordata, Mammalia, Scandentia, Tupaiidae. Gene Ontology annotation, cellular component: membrane.